Messenger RNA from Gordionus sp. m RMFG-2023, 1876 nucleotides. Its product is annotated as importin subunit alpha-1-like. Gene Ontology annotation, cellular component: cytoplasm; nucleus. Lineage: Eukaryota; Metazoa; Nematomorpha; Gordioida; Chordodea; Parachordodidae. The transcript is spliced from 11 exons. The record is from RefSeq and is a predicted model, not a curated record. Gene Ontology annotation, molecular function: protein binding; nuclear import signal receptor activity. Gene Ontology annotation, biological process: NLS-bearing protein import into nucleus. The coding region runs from base 174 to 1583 and encodes 469 amino acids.
UAUACAAAAAUAAUCAUUCAGAUCCAGAAGCGAGGAGGAAAUCUAAACUUGAUGCAGCGAUUGAAUUGCGAAAACAAAAAAAAGAAGAAUCUCUUAAUAAACGACGUACCUUAGCUACGAAUGCACCAGCAUCCCCUCCUCACAUUCAAUCAAAUUCUAAUACCUUGGAUAUUAUGCCAAUUGUUGAAAAUUUGCCACAAGCAAUAUUUUAUUUUGAAGAGUUAAAACAAGAAAGUCCUAAUGUAGAAAAAUUAUAUCAGGCAGUCUUAUAUCUGCGUAGAAUUCUAUCAAAAAACAAAAAUCCACCCAUUCAAGAAGUCAUCAAAUCAGGAGCAUUAGCUAAUUUAGUUUAUUUAUUGUUAUCAACUAUCCCAGAUAUACAAUUCGAAGCGCUUUGGGCAAUAACAAAUAUAGCAUCUGGUACUUCAGAUGAAACCCAAGCUGUUGUUGAUGCUGGUGCUUUACCGCCUAUGAUUAGGUUGCUAUCGUCACCUCAUGCACAUAUUUGUGAACAAAGUGUUUGGGCCCUUGGAAAUAUAAUAGGUGAUAGUGCACAGCUGAGGGAACUUGUAAUUAAAUCUGGAUUAAUACCAACCUUAUUCGAUAUUAUUAAAUCAGAUUUGCCGAUAUCGUUUCUUAGAAAUAUAGCCUGGUGUAUAUCAAAUAUUUGCAGGAAUAAAAAUCCUAUGCCCGAUCUAAACAUAGUGUACAUGUGUAUGCCUUACGUUUCACAAUUUCUGCACCAUUCAGACAAAGAACUGAUAAGAGAUUCUUGUUGGGCUUUAUCUUAUAUAACGGAUAGUCAAAAUGAUCGAAUACAACUCGUGAUAGAAGCUGGCUUGUUGAAUCGUCUAUCCUUACUUUUAGGGCAUUCUGAUAAUUCUAUCUUGGUUCCAGCUCUCAGAACCAUAGGAAACAUCGUCACUGGAACUCAUCAACAAACUCAAGCGGUAAUUAAUAGCACAGCCAUGUCAAUGUUUCCAGCGUUGUUGAAAAACAAAAGUAAAAGUAUAAUCAAAGAAACAGCUUGGACUUUGUCUAAUAUUGCGGCCGGAAAUAAAGAUCAAAUUGAACAAAUAUUUAAUAUGCAACUGGUUCAACCCAUGAUUGACAUUAUGAAUAAAGGCAGUGGAUUCAUAUGCCAAAGAGAAGCAGCUUGGGUGAUAGCUAAUAUUGGAAUCAGUGGUCAUAACGAGUUUCUUUUCAAGUUAAUCGAGAUGAAAGAAAGUCUUAUGCCAGCUAUUUCCUCAUUUUUCACACUCAACAACGACCCCAAACUUGUUUAUGCGUUACUGCAGACCACCUCGUUUAUGCUCAAAGCGUCAGAAGGGAUUAAUAAAUUGGAAGAACUUUUGAUAACGAUAGAAAGUUGUGAAGGCUUGGAUAAAUUAGAGCAACUACAAAGUCAUCCUAAUAAAUCCGUCUACGAAAUAUCUUGUCAAAUCAUUGAAAACUAUUUUGGAGUUGAGGAAGAAGAAGAUGACCUGAAUCAAGCUGACAAAACUGAAUUUUGUUUUGACAUUCCAUCAACAUCCUAUCAAAUUCCUUCCAGCAAUUCGACUCAACCAGGAUUUUUAUUUUGAGAUUAUUAGAUUGAUUAUAUGUAUAGAUUGAAUGUAGUAAUAUUUUUUACAAAAAAAUAUGUGAUAUAUUUUUUAUGAUUUAUUUUUUUUAAACUCCAAUAUUUUUUAGAUUUUAAUACUGUUUCUAAAUAGUUAGAUACAAAUAUAAUUAUAUCAUAAUUUUUUAUUUACUUUGAUUAUUAAUUUUAUUUUCCAAAGAAUAUAUAAAUUAAAUGAAUAUCGAUAUUGAUAAUGUGAAGCAUAUUUUGCAUUGAAGAUAAUAUUUAUUAACUAAACACUGUUUAAUACUAUAU